UGUCAAUGUCAACAACAGUCAAGAAUUGAUCAAUAUAUUGCGAAAAUUUCGAAAACUAACCUAAAAUGUUAAAAUGAAUGAAAUAUUAGCUUUAUAUUUGCUAAAUAUGUAAAAAAAAAUAUAUAUUAUAUUGUUGUUAAACCAUUUGCGGAAAAGUGUAGUUAUCUUUUACUUACAUUAAUAUGAUAUUAAAUAUGUUAAGAGCUGUUUCUAGUAUUUAUAUUGAGAGCCAGGCUUUGGCGACCGCUAGACGUGAUGUUUUUAAAUUAUUUCGCACGGCAGGUUAUGCUGGUAUAUCCACAAACCAGACAGUACUGACAGAAGCAAGUCCACAAACAAAGUCUGCCGUCUCAUCAGUGGAUUCUCCCACACAUUCUGCACCUCCACCACCCCCACCUCCGAACCCGCCGCGCAGAGGAUGGGUGGCCGCUGCGGCUUUUGCUCUCACAGCAUCAGUUGGAGGAGUGUACUUUAUCCGGAAGUUGAACACAUCAGAGGAGCAGCCGCUACUGACUGAGAAAAAAGUUGCAGAAGUGACCAAGAAGGAGGACCCACCGAUUCCGGCGAGCCCCGAGGGCCUUCCACAGCAUGUGGACUACCUCGUGGUGGGCGCGGGCACGGCGGCGUUCGCGGCGCUGCGGGCCAUCCGCAGCCUGCGUCCCGACGCCCGCGUUCUUCUGGUGGGCGACGAGCACGCUCUGCCCUACAUGCGCCCGCCCCUCACCAAGGAGCUGUGGGGGGAGCCCGACCUGGCCAAGAAAGCUAUAGACCCCGAUACCUUAAUAUUCACACAGUGGAACGGCAAGAAGAGAAGGCUAGCGUACGAGCCGAGCGUGUUCUACACGGCGGCGGAGAAGCUGCGCGAGGGCGCGGCGGGCGCGGGCGUGGCGCGCGGCUGGACCGUGCGCGCGCUGGACGUGGCGGCGCACGAGGCGCAGCUGGCCGCCGCCGGGCACACCGCCACGCUCACCUACGGCAAGUGCCUCAUAGCCACAGGCGUGCGCAGUGCGCGGUCGGCGGUGCUGCGCGGUGCGCGCGAGGCGGGGCUGGCGCUGGGCGUGCGCACGGCGCGCGAGGCGGCGCGGCUGGCGGAGCGGCUGGAGCGCGCGCCGGCGGGGGAGGUGGCGGUCGUGGGCGGCGGCCCCUACGCCUGUGAAAUGGCCGCAGGACUGGCGCACGCGCUGCGCGAGACGGACAAGUCGGUGGUGAUGGUGUACAAGGAGGAGGCGCCGCUGGCGCAGCUGCUGCCGCGGCACCUGGCGCUGGACGCCGCGCGUCGCCUGCGCCGCCUCGGCGUGCGUCUGCUGCCGCACACGGAGGUGACGGACAGCAGCGUGAGGUCCGACCGCGUGCGGCUGCAGCUGACGCGGCUGGCGGGCGAGGAGGCGCAGCAGCAGGGGGAGGAGCGGGGGGAGGAGCAGGGAGCGGAGCGCACGCUGGAGGCGGGGCUGGUGGUGGAGUGCAUGGGCAGCGAGGCGAACGUGGAAGUGGCGCGCGCGGCGGGGCUGGAGGUGCACCCCGAGCUGGGCGGCAUCGUGGUGAACGCGGAGAUGCAGGCGCGCACGGACGUGUUCGCGGCGGGCGACGUGGCGUGCUACUUCGAGCCGGCGCUGGGGCGGAGGCGCGCGCUGCGGCACGACCACGCGGUGGCGUCGGGCCGGCUGGCGGGCACCAACAUGGCCGGGGACGCGCCGCGCGCCUACACGCACCAGCCCAUGUUCUGGUCCGACGUGGGCCCCGACAUCGGCAUCGAGGCUAUCGGCAUUGUAGACGCUCAGCUGCCCACGGUGAGUGUGUUCUGUGAGGACGCGGUCAGCGAGGGGGUCUCUGACGUCAAGCUGCAGGCGGCGACAGCGGCCGAAGAGGCCGGGGCGGAGGCGGAGGCGGGGGCGGGGGUGCUGAAGCAGGGCCACUUCGAGGACCUGCUGGAGGCCGCCAAGCUGUUCUCGCUGCACGAGGCCGAGUGAACGACGCAUUUAUAUAAAACUUGUAAAUAGUAUUCAAUAAACAUUAAAUGACUCUCA
Messenger RNA from Papilio xuthus (Asian swallowtail), 2024 nucleotides. Its product is annotated as apoptosis-inducing factor 1, mitochondrial. Gene Ontology annotation, cellular component: cytoplasm; mitochondrion. Gene Ontology annotation, biological process: apoptotic process; mitochondrial respiratory chain complex assembly. Gene Ontology annotation, molecular function: NAD(P)H oxidase H2O2-forming activity; protein dimerization activity; FAD binding. The transcript is spliced from 12 exons. Lineage: Eukaryota; Metazoa; Arthropoda; Insecta; Lepidoptera; Papilionidae. The coding region runs from base 183 to 1967 and encodes 594 amino acids. The record is from RefSeq and is a predicted model, not a curated record.